Molecule: messenger RNA, 459 nt
Organism: Plasmodium berghei ANKA
Lineage: Eukaryota; Apicomplexa; Aconoidasida; Haemosporida; Plasmodiidae
Product: Plasmodium exported protein, unknown function
Exons: 2
Coding region: 1-459 (152 amino acids)
Source: RefSeq, a predicted model, not a curated record
AUGGUAUUCAAAAUAAAUGAUUUUCUAUCGUUAUUCAAAAUAUUUAUAUUUACUUUAUUAAUAUGGAUUACGUACUUUUCCAAUCAAUCCUAUAUCUUGAUAAGCUCACGAAGCAAGAAUGGCCAGCUCAUCACCCCAUUCGCACUUAAAGUUACGAGGGUAUUAAGUGAAUUGAGUCAGUCAUCAAGCCAAUCAAGCGUAUUGAAUAAUCAACAAGUUGAUAUUAUUCAGGAUAAAUCUGAUAUACCGAAGGAAAAUGGAAAAAUAAAAUUAUUCAAUUCAUCAUCCAACUCCUCAAAAUCACCACAAAACAUAAAGGACCCAUAUAACACAAAACAAAAAUUUAAAGCCGUCAAAUAUGGUAUUAGUAUCAAAAAACUCAUUCGAAAAUUAGAAGGGUUUCUUCAUGUUGAUUAUGUAGUUAAUGAAUUAAAAGAGAUCGCAGCAUUAAAGAACUAA